AUGCCCGGCUCCUGUGAAGUCUGCUCUACAGAGUCGUCAAAAUAUCGGUGUCCGACAUGCGGACUGAUGAGUUGCUCCCUCGCAUGCACCCAGUCUCAUAAGAUCUAUUGUGCCCCCAAGGCACCGACAACCCAGGAACCAGCAGACCCAUCUCCAACCGUCGAAGCCAAUCCAUCACAAAAUCAGGACAAAACUGCAACCGACAACCAAAGAAAAGAGCUCAAUGCUGCAGCAGUAGCAGCAUCUCCACAAAUCAAAGACUUUCUUGACCGCCACCCACAGCUCCGUCAUGAGUUACAGGAGAUAUACCGCGCAACCCUGGCAGAUCAGUGGGUGGAAUGGCACACACCAGCAACACGAGGAAGACCACAUGGCCGAGGAGGCAAAGGUCCUUCCCGUCGCAGCCGGGGCCAGUGGACAGCUGAAAAGGGGUUCAAUCGUGGGCUGGGGAAGGUUCGCAAGCUGAGGCAGAGCUGCGACGAUGGCAUUGAGACUGGACCAGUCGCAGAGGGAUUCAUGCAAUUUCUGGCUUUGGUCCACGACGGACAUGCUGGCCAGUCACAGGGAAUGAUAUAA
Penicillium alfredii is the source of this 576-nucleotide messenger RNA. Its product is annotated as zinc finger HIT domain-containing protein. The record is from RefSeq and is a predicted model, not a curated record. Bases 1 to 576 code for a protein of 191 amino acids. Lineage: Eukaryota; Fungi; Ascomycota; Eurotiomycetes; Eurotiales; Aspergillaceae. The transcript has 2 exons.